This is a messenger RNA of Hippocampus zosterae (dwarf seahorse), 1023 nucleotides long. RefSeq lists its product as uncharacterized. The coding region runs from base 373 to 831 and encodes 152 amino acids. NCBI's taxonomy places the organism in Eukaryota, Metazoa, Chordata, Actinopteri, Syngnathiformes, Syngnathidae. The record is from RefSeq and is a predicted model, not a curated record. The transcript has a single exon.
GGAUCAGAAAAUGGAUGGAUGGAUGUAUCGAGUUUUAAAAAAUGAUAAAUUGGGGAAAUCAAAAUCUUAAAUUAAACUAUAGUUUAUACAAUGAGUUGAGGAUUAAAUCGAACCAUCAGUGUGAUUUGGAAGAUUGGUGUUCUGAUUAUUGAGAAAGGCUUACCUUUCAAAGGUGUACUAAUUUCUGGAGAAAAAUGUUGUUAACCAAACACAAUUUCAGAGUUACCGGUAUUUACCUGUUAAAUUUUCAGUCAUUGUGCGAGAUAAGUUUGAGCUGAUGUACAUGCAAAAGAGUAUCUUCUUGAAAUCUUAAUGUCAUGCUUUUUACACAUUCAAUUAUAAUCAUAACAGUCAUCAUUCUAAAAAGGAUACAUGAAUUUACUCCUCCUCUCCUUCCUACCACUAACAUGCAAUUCUCCAUUCACCUUCACAGUCAUGGCCUCAAGUCUGUCCCUCCUUCUUCUGGUGCUAUGUGCUCUUCCUGUGACGCAGGCCCAGCUCAAGGUGUUUAACUUGCGUGCCACUGGCCUCCCCUCUGACAUUUUGGGGAUCACAGAUGGCUACGUCAAGGUGUUUUGUGGCUCCGCCACUCUGGGCAAAACAGCUGUCCGGAAGGACACUGUUAACCCUUGGUGGGAGGAGGAGUUCUCCUAUUUCAACGCCCAGGAGCAUGACGUCUUGAGGCUUGAGGUUUAUGACAGGGAUUUGGUCUUUGAUGACCAGCUGGGAGUGUGCCAGAGACAGAUCCGACCUGGAACCCACGAGCACGACUGCUUCCUGCCAAAAGGUGGCACCCUCCAUUAUGCCUACACCUUGAAGCAACACAAUUAAUAAGCAUUGAAGAUGAGAUUCUUUUGCAAGUUUGCAUCCUUCCCACAGAGGACUUCUGAAGAAAGGAUGCUGUGGAUAUUUGACUGCAGUCAUUCACAAAUCCUUGUUUACCAACAAAUACACAAUAUUAUUGGUUUUUUCUGCUGUUGUCAAUACUGUCAAACACAAAUAAAGUCUGGUUCAACAAUCAAA